ACCAGUUUUUCCAGAUUCAGUAUUACCAGUUUAUUUCCCUGCGAAGAGAUUUCCUAGCCUUUCUCUUAGGGAGAUCUAACCGUUCUUUCAGAAAGGAGAAAUCACGUGGAUACCAAAGGUCAAGGAUUAUCACCGCUAGGCUGGAAGAUCUGCUCUUAGGAAUGUCGAAUUUAUCAUUGAGAAGUAUCUUGGAUACGUGCAAGCUUACUGGACCAAAUUUUCUGGACUGGGAAAGAAAUGUGCGUUUAGUUCUUAGACAAGAAAAUAUUGAGUAUGUGUUAGACACACCGGUACCCAAGAUUCCUGAUGCCAACUCUCCUGAGUUUGCAACGUUUGACCUGCCCGCUCGAGAGAAACACGCCACUGAUGCUAAAACAGUGCAAUGUGUUAUGUUGGCUGCAAUGUCUAUGGAGUUGCAAAGGCAACACGAUAGGAUGAGCGCCUUCGAGAUGCUUGAACACUUGAAAAGUCUGUUUGAUUCAGAAAGUCAGACUCUAGAGUAUGAACUUCUGACAGACAUUUUCAAGUGUAGGCUUCAAGAGGGUGGCAACGUGUCUGAGCACGUCCUCAAAAUGAUUGGCUUAAUUGAAAGGAUUGCUACCACCGGAAUUAAGUUUGAGGAUCGUGUCUCAGCUGCUAUCAUCCUAUAUUCGCUUCCAAGUUCAUUUACUAACUUCAUUGUGAAUUAUAAUUUGAACAAAACGAAAGCGACCAUGCCUGAACUCCAUAACAUGCUCAAGUCUUAUGAAGUCUCAACCUCUAAAGGAAAGACUGUUCUUAUGGUAAGCUCUAAUGCUAAGUCUCGUUCU
This is a messenger RNA of Cuscuta europaea, 809 nucleotides long. The record is from the annotation of a GenBank genome assembly. Lineage: Eukaryota; Viridiplantae; Streptophyta; Magnoliopsida; Solanales; Convolvulaceae.